Messenger RNA from Neltuma alba, 953 nucleotides. RefSeq names its product probable prefoldin subunit 5. Gene Ontology annotation, cellular component: cytoplasm; prefoldin complex. Gene Ontology annotation, biological process: RNA polymerase III assembly; RNA polymerase I assembly; RNA polymerase II core complex assembly. Bases 103 to 537 code for a protein of 144 amino acids. Lineage: Eukaryota; Viridiplantae; Streptophyta; Magnoliopsida; Fabales; Fabaceae. The transcript is spliced from 4 exons. The record is from RefSeq and is a predicted model, not a curated record.
CCCAUUCCUGUCGUCGUAGGUUGAUCGAGGGUUUGUGUGCGACAGUGCUGUGCUUAGCCUGCGAUUGUUGAAGCUAGAGAGAGAGAGAGAGAGAGAGAGAGAAUGGCUUCAGGUAUAGAGAAGAUGAGCAUAGAGCAGCUGAAGGCGCUGAAAGAACAAGCAGAUCUUGAGGUCAAUCUUCUUCAAGAUAGCAUCAACAAUAUUCGCACUGCCACUGCCCGUCUCGAUAUUGCCUCUUCCGCCCUCCAGGAUCUCUCCCUCCGCCCCCAAGGAAAGAAGAUGCUGGUACCUCUUACUGCAUCACUGUAUGUGCCUGGCACUCUUGACGAUGCGGAUAAAGUUUUGGUUGAUGUGGGAACAGGGUACUUCAUUGAGAAAUCAAUGACGGAAGGAAAAGACUACUGUGAGCGCAAAAUCAACUUACUGAAGUCCAACUAUGAUCAACUUGUUGAUGUUGCGUCGAAAAAGAAAAGUGUAGCAGAUGAAGCCGGGGCAGUUUUACAGGCAAAACUGAAGCAAUUAGCUUCUUCUCCAUAGCUAGUUGGUACAGAAUACAAGUAUUUUCUGCCAAGACAAUGUACCAUAGAUGUGCAGAUCAGCAGCAUGAUUCAUGAUCUUUUUGGUUGACUUGCUUCAGAAUUAUAGACAAUGCUAUAAGUGGGUUCUGGGAAGAGAACUUAAAUAUGCCGGUGAUAGUUCCCACUUUCUGUGGAGGAAAGGCCUGCCCUACUGUUACCAACAAAGCUGCUUCAAGGACCCCUUGAAUCUCAUGUAUCAGUAGUCUCCUACUGUAGCAGCAUUUGAACUAUAAAUUCCCCCCAAAGGGCAUUUCAUUAUUGGAAUGUUAGAAUUCGUCUUGCUUAAUUUAAUGUUCUAGAUUAAAUUAUGGUCUUCUCUCCGGAAGGAUAAAAUGCUUCGAGUCUCAGUUUAUACUGUGGCUGCUGUUCUCGUAA